AUGGCAGUUGACAAGAACAGAUUAGACAAUUUAGUUGAAUCUUGGUUAUCCAUUGACAUUAAUCCAGAAUCUAGGCAGGAAAUUGAACAGUUGCACAAGAACGGAAACUAUGAACAAUUGGACAGGAAGUUGUCAAAAAGAAUUGCGUUUGGAACUGCUGGGUUGAGAUCGUCAAUGGAGUCUGGGUUUUCCCACAUGAAUGACGUUACUGUUCUUCAGGCGUCCCAAGGAUUGAUCAAGUAUUUAUUGAAGAAAACACCAGCAUCUAUUGUUAUUGGAUACGAUCACAGAUUCAAUUCUCAAAGAUUUGCAGAAAUCUUGGCCAGUGUUGCACUUACUCAAGGUGUGCAAGUGUAUUACUUGGGAUCAAUUGAAAACUUGUCUGAAGAAACAUUGAAAUUAACAAAAGCAGAUAUAGAAAAUGAUAGCUCAAAAGAUAGAGGAUACGUUCAUACACCAUUGGUUCCUUUUGCAAUUGAUUAUUAUGGGGCAUCGGGUGGAGUGAUGAUCACUGCCUCUCAUAAUCCAGCAAACGAUAAUGGUUAUAAAGUGUAUUAUCUGAAUGGAUGUCAGAUUAUCCCACCUGUUGACAAAGAAAUAGCUGAUUCUAUUGAGGAAAAUUUGGUCCCAUGGGAAGGUGUUUGGGAUGUGUAUGACAAUAUCAAGAAAGCAAAGCAAAAGGGGUUGUUGUCGCUUGUUAGGGAUGAAGUUACAAAAGAAUACCUCAAGGGUAUAAAGGAGAAGCUAAUUCAAGAUAAUGCUUUAGAUUUCGAGUUUGUUUACACACCAAUGCAUGGAGUUGGGUACAAAAUAUUCAGCGAAUGUCUUCAACUAUUCCAUGCCCUGAAUUGGAAAGUUGUUUACGAACAAGCUCAUCCAGAUCCUGCUUUUCCAACUGUCAGUUUUCCUAAUCCUGAAGAAAAAGGUGCGCUUGACUUGGCUAUAUUGACUGCCCAAAAAUUGGGUUACAAAUUGGUAAUUGCUAACGACCCUGAUGCUGAUAGAUUCAGUGUUGCUGUUGAAACCAAGGGACAAUGGAAGCAAUUGACUGGUAAUGAAAUUGGGUUUUUGUUUGCCAUGUAUGUGAUAGAACAACAAAGGGAACAAGAUUUAGGCCACUUGUAUUUAGUGAACUCAACAGUAUCGUCGCAAAUACUUAAAGCAAUGGCUGACAAGGAUGGGUUCCAUUUUCAAGAUACAUUGACAGGAUUUAAAUGGAUUGGAAAUAAGGCAAUAGAUUUGCAAAAGCAAGGAUUCAAGGUUCCAUUUGGAUACGAAGAGGCUAUAGGAUUUAUGUUUGACUUAGUCCAUGAUAAAGAUGGUAUUUCAGCUGCUACUAUAUUUUUGCAAUUGUAUCAGAAAUGGUUUAGUGAUGGUAAGAUAGAUGUGACAGAUAAAUUAGAAGCUGGGUACGCUAAAUACGGUUGGUUUAAGGAUUAUAAUGGUUAUUACAGACUAGCUGAUAUGUCAACGUUAGACAAAAUAUUUGGAAAUAUUAGAAGCUCCUUUGGUGGUGAAUUUCCAAAAAGUAUUGGCCAAUUCGAAGUGAUUAGCUGGCGUGAUUUAACAGUUGGAUAUGACUCAUCUACUGUAGAUCACAGUCCAGUUCUACCUGUCGAUUCUAGCUCGCAAAUGAUAACAGCACUGUUAAAAUUACCUGGUGAUGAUAAUGCAGUUGUCAGGUUUACUUGUAGAGGGUCUGGUACCGAGCCAAAGUUAAAAUUAUAUAUUGAAGGGAAAUCUACUGUUGAUGAACAGAGUGCCAAAGAAAUUAGUGUUAAAUGUUGGGAGAUAUUAAAAGAACAAUGGUUUCAACCAGAGAAAUACAAUUUAAUAGAAAAUAAACCGUAA
Molecule: messenger RNA, 1851 nt
Organism: Candida dubliniensis CD36
Lineage: Eukaryota; Fungi; Ascomycota; Pichiomycetes; Serinales; Debaryomycetaceae
Product: phosphoribomutase
Exons: 1
Coding region: 1-1851 (616 amino acids)
Biological process (GO): carbohydrate metabolic process; purine ribonucleoside salvage
Molecular function (GO): magnesium ion binding; phosphopentomutase activity
Source: RefSeq, a predicted model, not a curated record